Molecule: messenger RNA, 1968 nt
Organism: Protopterus annectens (West African lungfish)
Lineage: Eukaryota; Metazoa; Chordata; Ceratodontiformes; Protopteridae
Product: basic proline-rich protein-like
Exons: 1
Coding region: 1-1968 (655 amino acids)
Source: RefSeq, a predicted model, not a curated record
AUGGACACACCUGGUAUUAGAACUAGUAUGGACCCACUUGGUAUUAGUCCUGGUAAGGACCCACCUGGUAUUAGUCCUGGUAUGGACUCACCUGCUAUUAGAACUAGAAUGGAUCCACCUGGUAUUAGUCCUGGUAUGGACCCACCUGGUAUUAGUCCUGGUAUGGACCCACCUGGUACUAGUCCUAGUAUGGACCCACCUGGUAUUAGUUCUAGUAUGGACCCACCUGAUAUUAGUCCUGGUACAGACCCACCUGGUAUUAGUCCUGAUAUGGACCCAUCUGGUAAUGGAACUAGUAUGGACCCACUUGAUAUUAGUCCUAGUAUGAACCCACCUGGUAUUAGUCCUGGUAUGGACUCGCAUGGUAUUAGAACUAGUAUGAAUCCACCUGGUAUUAGUCCUGGUAUGGACCUACCUGGUAGUAGUCGUGGUAUGGACUCACCUGAUAUUAGUCUUAGUAUGGACCCACCUGGUAUUAGUCCUAGUAUGGACCCACCUGGUAUUAAUUCUAGUAUGGACCCACCUGAUAUUAGUUCAAGUAUGGACCAACCUGCUAUUAGUCCAGGUAUGGAUCCACCUGGUAUUAGUUUUGGCAUGGACCCACCAGGUAUUAGUCCUAGUAUGGACCCACCUGGUAUUAGUCCUGGCAUGGACCCACCUGUUAUUAUUCCUGGUACGGACCCAGCUGGUAUUAGAACUAGCAUGGACCCACCUGGUAUUAGUCCUGAUACGGAUCCAUCUGGUAUUAGAACUAGUAUGGAUCCACCUGGUAUUAGUCCUGGUGUGGACCUAUCUGGUAUUAGAAUUAGAAUGGACCCACCUGGUUUUAGUCCUAGUAUGGACCCACCUGGUAUUAGGCCUGGUAUGGACCCAACUGAAAUUAGUCCUGGUAUGGACCCACUUAGUAUUAGUCCUGGUAUGGACCCACCUGGUAUUAGAACUGGUAUGGACCCACCUGGUAUUUGUCCUGGUAUGGACUCACCUGAUAUUAGUCCUAGUAUGGACCCACCUGGUAUUAGUCCUGGUAGGGACCCACCUGAUAUUAGUCCUGGUAUGGACCCACCUGGUAUUAGUCCUGGUAUGGACACACCUGGUAUUAGAACUAGUAUGGACCCACUUGGUAUUAGUCCUAGUAUGGACCCACCUGGUAUUAGUCCUGGUAAGGACUCACCUGGUAUUAGAACUAGUAUGGAUCCACCUGCUAUUAGUCUUGGUAUGGACCCACCUUGUACUAGUCCCAGUAUGGACCUACCUGGUAAUAGUCCUAGUAUGGACCCACCUGGUAUUAUUCCUGGUAUGGACCCACCUGAUAUUAGUCCUGGUACAGACCCACCUGGUAUUAGUCCUGAUACGGACCCAUCUGGUACUGGAACUAGUAUGGAUCCACUUGGUAUUAGUCCUGGUAUGGACUCAACUGGUAUUAGAACUAGUAUGAAUCCACCUGGUAUUAGUCCUGGUAUGGACCCGCCUGGUAUUAAUCCUGGUAUGGACUCACCUGAUAUUAGUCUUAGUAUGGACCCACCUGGUAUUAGUCCUGGUAGUCCUGGUAUGGACCCACCUAGUAUUAGUCCUAGUAUGGACCCACCUGGUAUUAGUUCAAGUAUGGACCCACCUGCUAUUAGUCCAGGUAUGGAUCCACCUGGUAUUAGUUCUGGCAUGGACCCACCAGGUAUUAGUCCUAGUAUGUACCCAACUGGUAUCAGUCCUGGCAUAGACCCACCUGUUAUUAGUCCUGGUAUGGACCCACCUGGUAUUAGAACUAACAUGGACCCACCUGGUAUUAGUCCUGAUACAGAUCCAUCUGAUAUUAGAACUAGAAUGGAUCCAACUGCUAUUAGUCCUGGUAUGGACCCACCUGGGAUUAGUCCUGGUAUGGACAUAUCUGGUAUUAGAACUAGUAUGGACCCACCUGGUUUUAUUCCUAGUAUGGACCCACCUGGUAUCAGUCCUGGUAUGGACCCCAACUGA